Cajanus cajan (pigeon pea) is the source of this 2171-nucleotide messenger RNA. RefSeq names its product chaperonin CPN60-2, mitochondrial. Gene Ontology annotation, molecular function: ATP binding; ATP-dependent protein folding chaperone. Gene Ontology annotation, biological process: protein refolding. Lineage: Eukaryota; Viridiplantae; Streptophyta; Magnoliopsida; Fabales; Fabaceae. The record is from RefSeq and is a predicted model, not a curated record.
GAAUUCGAAAAGGAAGAAUAACUCAAUUGCAAAUUUCGUGGGCAAAACGAUAAGUUAAAGUAGUUUGUUGGGUUUAACUUGAAACUCUAAAACCCUAGUAGCCGCUUCUUCUAGACCCUUCUCUUUUCAUUUCAUAAACCCCACGCACACUCUCCUUUGCAUUUGCAUUUGCAUUUGCAUUUCUUUACUGCAUUUUCCCAAUCUUCUCUGUCUUUCAUAUUUACAUCAUGUAUCGCUUUGCUUCUAGUCUCGCCUCCAAAGCAAGGAUCGCUAGGAGUAGCCGCCAACAGGUUGGAAGUAGGUUGAGUUGGAGCAGGAACUAUGCGGCUAAAGACAUUAAAUUUGGUGUGGAGGCUCGGGCUCUGAUGCUUAAGGGUGUCGAAGAUCUUGCUGAUGCUGUCAAAGUAACCAUGGGUCCCAAGGGUCGUAAUGUGGUGAUUGAGCAAAGCUUUGGUGCUCCUAAAGUAACCAAAGAUGGUGUAACUGUUGCAAAGAGCAUUGAAUUCAAGGAUAAAGUUAAGAAUGUUGGUGCCAGUCUUGUGAAGCAGGUUGCUAAUGCUACUAAUGAUGUGGCUGGUGAUGGAACCACAUGUGCUACAGUCCUUACACGUGCAAUAUUUGCUGAAGGCUGCAAAUCAGUUGCGGCUGGAAUGAAUGCAAUGGACCUGAGGCGUGGUAUAAGUAUGGCUGUUGAUGCUGUAGUGACAAACUUGAAAAGCAGAGCAAGGAUGAUUAGCACAUCUGAAGAAAUCGCACAGGUUGGGACAAUAUCUGCUAAUGGAGAAAGGGAAAUUGGUGAGUUGAUUGCAAAAGCCAUGGAGAAAGUUGGCAAAGAGGGAGUAAUCACAAUUUCAGACGGCAAAACUUUAUAUAAUGAGUUAGAAGUUGUUGAAGGAAUGAAGCUUGACAGGGGCUACAUAUCUCCUUAUUUCAUAACAAAUGAUAAGAACCAGAAAUGUGAACUUGAGGAUCCCCUCAUUCUAAUACAUGAGAAGAAAAUCUCAAGUAUAAAUGCUGUAGUUAAAGUCUUAGAGUUGGCUUUGAAGAGACAAAGACCAUUAUUGAUUGUAGCCGAGGAUGUUGAAAGUGAUGCACUUGCAACUCUUAUUCUAAAUAAGCUUCGUGCUGGCAUUAAGGUAUGUGCUAUCAAAGCCCCUGGUUUUGGUGAAAACAGGAAAGCCGGUCUUCAAGAUCUUGCAGUACUAACAGGAGGAGCUCUUAUCACUGAAGAGCUUGGCUUGAAGCUUGAAAAAGUAGAUCUGGAUAUGCUCGGCUCUUGCAAAAAAAUAACAAUUUCUAAGGAUGACACUGUCAUUCUUGACGGAGCAGGUGACAAGAAAUCAAUUGAGGAAAGAUGUGAGCAGAUUAGGUCAGCAAUUGAAAAUAGCACUUCGGAUUAUGACAAGGAAAAGUUACAGGAAAGAUUAGCCAAGCUUUCUGGUGGUGUUGCAGUGCUUAAGAUUGGUGGAGCCAGUGAGGCUGAAGUUGGUGAGAAGAAGGAUAGAGUGACAGAUGCCUUAAAUGCAACUAAGGCUGCCGUGGAGGAGGGCAUAGUGCCAGGUGGUGGUGUUGCUCUUCUAUAUGCGUCAAAAGAGUUGGAUAAACUUCAAACUGCUAACUUUGAUCAGAAGAUUGGUGUCCAGAUUAUCCAAAACGCUUUAAAGACACCUGUGCUCACAAUUGCCUCAAAUGCGGGAGUUGAGGGCGCAGUAGUUGUCGGAAAACUAUUGGAACAGGAUAAUCCUGAUCUAGGAUAUGAUGCUGCCAAAGGUGAAUAUGUUGAUAUGGUUAAAUCUGGAAUAAUAGACCCCUUAAAGGUGAUUAGGACAGCCUUGGUUGAUGCAGCCAGUGUAUCAUCUUUGAUGACAACUACUGAAGCUAUUGUGUCUGAACUUCCAAAGGAUGAUAAAGAUACUCCAGCUAUGGGUGGUGGAAUGGGUGGAAUGGGUGGCAUGGAUUAUUAACCAGCUUCUAUUGAUUUGAUUGCACCUGAAAACAAUGGGAUAGGUGCUGAACCAACACUUACAGCCUUUUUUUUUUUUUUUUUUGUUAAAUUAGUUGUUGUGUGAAGGCAUCAUUGUAAUCAUAAUGAGAGAUCAAGAUGUAGGUAACAAAAUGUGACUGCAAUAAUUCCAAUUAUAAGAUAUUUCGAACCAUUUUUACUUCUCAAA